Nerophis ophidion (straightnose pipefish) is the source of this 1840-nucleotide messenger RNA. RefSeq names its product cytoplasmic tRNA 2-thiolation protein 1. The transcript is spliced from 3 exons. NCBI's taxonomy places the organism in Eukaryota, Metazoa, Chordata, Actinopteri, Syngnathiformes, Syngnathidae. The record is from RefSeq and is a predicted model, not a curated record. Bases 171 to 1202 code for a protein of 343 amino acids. Gene Ontology annotation, biological process: tRNA wobble position uridine thiolation. Gene Ontology annotation, molecular function: tRNA binding. Gene Ontology annotation, cellular component: mitochondrion; cytosolic tRNA wobble base thiouridylase complex.
ACGUCACUUCCUGUUUGUAGGCGAAGACGAGCUGACGACACAACAAGAUGGCGGCCGGCACUUUUCUGAGCUAAUGUUUAGUUUAACUACAUGUUUAACUGACAUUUUUCCUCUUUUCCUUCCUUCAUCUUGCCUUUCGUUGUCAACUGUCACAUCACGUGUAUGCAAAGAUGCCCGUCCUGUGCAGCACCUGCACUGAGAAGCGGGCCGUGUUAAAACGUCCAAAAACUGGCCACUCGAUAUGUAAAGAGUGCUUCUUCUGGGCUUUUGAAGAAGAGGUCCAUCAGACCAUCGUGGCAGCAAACCUAUUCAAACCUGGCCAGACCGUGGGCAUCGCGGCUUCGGGUGGGAAAGACUCCACAGUCCUGGCCCAUGUGAUGAAGCUGCUGAAUGAGCGCUACAGUUACGGUCUGGAGCUCAUGCUUCUCUCCGUGGACGAGGGCAUCACUGGUUACAGAGACGACUCUUUGGAGACGGUGAAGAGGAACCAGCAACAGUACGAGCUGCCCCUGAAGAUUGUGUCUUAUGAGGAGCUGUACGGGUGGACUAUGGAUGCCAUCGUCAAGCAGGUGGGAAUGAAAAAUAACUGCACCUUCUGCGGCGUCUUCAGGCGGCAGGCGCUAGAUAGAGGAGCUAUCAUGCUGAAAGUGGACAAGAUCUGCACAGGUCAUAACGCUGACGAUAUAGCAGAGACCGUCUUGAUGAACGUCCUGCGAGGUGACAUAGCCCGUCUGCGGCGUUGCACCGCCAUCUCCACAUCAAGUGAGGGCGACGGGGUGGUACCACGCUGCAAACCUCUCAAAUACGCAUAUGAGAAAGAGAUCGUGAUGUACGCCUAUUUCAAGAAGUUGGACUACUUCUCCACAGAAUGCAUCUACUCCCCCAACGCUUAUCGUGGCUACGCCAGAACUUUUCUAAAAGACCUGGAGAGCAUAAGACCCAGCACCAUCAUUGAUAUCAUCCAUUCAGGUGAGAACCUGUCCAUACGGGAGGGGGUGAAGAUGCCUGUGCAGGGCAGCUGCAGCAAGUGUGGCUACAUCUCCAGUCAAACACUGUGCAAGUCAUGCGUGCUGCUGGAGGGCCUGAACCGAGGCUUGCCCAAACUAGGCAUCGGGAAACACCAUCGUUUGCAUGACAAGAUUAUCUCCAAUCAUCCCCUCACAGAGAAGGAGGAAAGGAAGUUAAAAGUGGUUGACAUUUGAGAAAGGAGCCUUGCUAAUUACUCGAUGAUGUUAAUGUUUAUGGCUGUGUUUGAAUUAGUGCACUCAAUAACUAUUCUAUCUCCAGCAUUGGUUCUUAACCUUGUUGGAGGUACCCAACCCCCCCAGUUUCAUAUACGCAUUCACCGAACCCUUCUUUAGUGAAAAAUAAAAUGAUGUUGUUUUUUUUUCAAAUUCAAGACAAAGUUGUAUGUUUUUGAUAACACUUUAGUAUGGGGAAAAUAUUCUAAGUAACAAAGACUUAAUUUAGAGUUUUUCAGACACUAGGGGAACAUAUUCUAAGUAACAAAGACUUAAUUUAGAGUUUUUCAGACACUAGGGGAACAUAUUCUAAGUAACAAAGACUUCAUGUAGAGUUACUUGGUUAGGGUUAGAGGGUUAAGGUUACAUUAAGGCCAUGCCGAAUAAGGCAUUAAUAAAUACUUAAGAAUGACUAGUUAAGAGCCAUUAUGAUAAAAAUGUGCAUGUUAAUAAGCAACUAAGUUAAUGGUGAAUAUGUUCCCCAUACUAAAGUGUUUCCAUGUUUUUUUACUGGUGCACAAAAUAAACCGUGCAUGAACAUCACCUUGUUCAAAGAACAAAACCAACACAGUGCAUAAACUCACAACAAAUGACACAAA